Molecule: messenger RNA, 454 nt
Organism: Durusdinium trenchii
Lineage: Eukaryota; Dinophyceae; Suessiales; Symbiodiniaceae
Source: the annotation of a GenBank genome assembly
GAUUGCGUCGGACCGUCUCCUUACGCGGCAGCGGCUUCGUUUGCUGGACUGGUCUGUUGAGCAUGCAGAAGAGGUGAUGUGCCGGACAGGUUGUGAGAGGGACCAGGUCUCAGAGUACCACUUCGCUGAGUAUGCAGACCACCGCUACUUGUCGGGUACUCUUGUCUUCUUGGCCAAUGGACUUAAGCUGGUCCCAUUCCCCUUGAACAUUCUGUUGACGGAGCAGCAGUUGGACAUCCCCACAUCGCUUUGGUUGCCUCCACCUCCUCCUGGACUUGGGCCUAACCCUGCGGCGAGCAGUGGCUAUGAGGCUGAUCACUGUGAUCGAGUAGAGUCAUUGGUGGACAUGAUGGUCGAUUCGUCGGACAUUCGCCAGGACAUUGACGAAAUCUUGAGAUUUCCGGACAGACAACCUGAAGUCGGACAUCAUCAGAUUGAUAAUCGCUUUCAGUAA